Molecule: messenger RNA, 756 nt
Organism: Penicillium cataractarum
Lineage: Eukaryota; Fungi; Ascomycota; Eurotiomycetes; Eurotiales; Aspergillaceae
Product: kinetochore subunit FTA4 family protein
Exons: 4
Coding region: 1-756 (251 amino acids)
Cellular component (GO): Mis6-Sim4 complex
Source: RefSeq, a predicted model, not a curated record
AUGGACUCGGCUCAAAACAUAUCAGAAUUAAAGUCAUCAUUUAUCCGCGGUCAAGUUCGCAUCCUCUCCGAGAGUCUCGAGCCACCCGAGGACUGGAAGAACUAUGCAGUGGAGACGGACGAGGGCGAUCUGCCUGAGAAGGAAAUGGCCUACUUGCGAGCCUCUUCUAUGGACAACUCUUUGGGCUUAGAGGCUAACCCAUUACUAGUCAACAUGGCAGCCAAACAACACAACCGCGUCGUCUACUCGUCGCAGGCAAUUCACCAUAUCGCUCAUCAGAUUGCCAGUCUCUAUUGGACUUCGGUCAAUGAAGAAAUACAAGACCGAGCUUCUUUUGCCAAUGGGGUGGAGAAAACAGCUGACUUGUCGCGACAUAUGAAUAUCACGAAAUUACCAUUGGAUAUCGAAUCACAGAGUGCGAGUGAUGAUUCAAAUAGCAGAUACCAACAGCUCCGAGAACAACUCGUUACGCUGGACGAGCAGCGUCAGCAACGUCAACGAAGACUCGACCAAUUACAGCACUUGCAGCGCCUGCUCGGACCUUUCAAGGAUCCCCAGAAGGACAUCCAGCCGAAUCUUGUCACUCGAGAUGGAGAGCUGGUCCAAGAAUUGGAAAAGAUGCGAAUGCUGGCCGCGCGGGUUGGUGGACGAAUCUCUCAGCAGAAGCAGGGCCAUCUCAGUACCCAGGAGAGCAAGGAAUAUUUACUACCAGGGUCUGGCCCAAGACUAGGGGCCCUACUCGAUACGGAGUCAUGA